Molecule: messenger RNA, 1740 nt
Organism: Ceutorhynchus assimilis (cabbage seed weevil)
Lineage: Eukaryota; Metazoa; Arthropoda; Insecta; Coleoptera; Curculionidae
Source: the annotation of a GenBank genome assembly
CUUCAAAACGUUCUAGAAUUUCGAGGACAAUCCUUCCUGACAUUUUUUAUUCCGCGUAUCAUUGUUCUAGAAGCGUUUGAUCGCGUUGAAAACUAUCAAAUCUCUCCAUUAAAGUUGAACGAGUACUCGCAGAUAGUGCACGGAAAGAAUCUAGCGGUUUCUAGCCACACUUUUGGUCCAAUUUGCAUUUAAUUUCACGUGGAACCUGUCCAUUUAAUUAUUGAUUUUUUAGCGUAAUCAUCAAACAUGGUAAAAGAAACCAAAUUCUACGACCUCCUUGGAGUCAAGCCAGGUUGUAGUGCUGAUGACCUCAAAAAAGCAUACCGUAAGCUGGCCCUAAAGUAUCACCCGGACAAGAACCCCAACGAAGGUGAAAAAUUCAAACAAAUCUCUCAAGCUUAUGAGGUCCUCUCAGAUCCUGAAAAGAAAGCUAUUUACGAUCAAGGAGGUGAACAAGCUCUGAAAGAGGGAGGUGUUGGAGGAGGCUUCUCCAGCCCCAUGGACUUAUUCGACAUGUUCUUUGGUGGAGGCUUUGGAGGUGGCAGAGGCAAGAGGCGAGAACGCAAAGGCAAAGAUGUGGUGCAUCAGCUAACUGUUACCUUGGAGGAAUUGUAUAAGGGCACCGUAAGAAAACUGGCUUUGCAAAAGAAUGUAAUCUGUGAUAAAUGUGAAGGCCGCGGCGGUAAAAAAGGAGCUGUAGAGCAAUGCCCCACUUGUAGAGGCUUUGGAAUGCAAGUGCAAGUUCAACAACUUGCUCCAGGCAUGUUGCAACAGAUCCAGACAGUUUGUGUUGAAUGUAGAGGACAAGGCGAGAGGAUUAAUCCCAGAGAUCGUUGCAAGCAGUGUCAAGGCAAAAAGGUGGUUCGUGACAGGAAGAUUUUAGAAGUACAUGUUGAUAAAGGCAUGGUUGAUGGCCAAAAGAUUAUUUUCAAUGGAGAAGGAGACCAGGAGCCUGAAUUGGAAGCUGGAGAUAUAAUUAUUGUGCUUGACGAAAAGGAACAUCCAGUUUAUAAGAGAAAUGGCAGCGAUUUGAUUUUGAGGUUGGAAAUUCAACUAGUUGAAGCACUUUGUGGUUUCCAAAAGAUCAUCAAAACACUAGAUGACAGAGAUCUUCUCAUCACGCAGCUUCCUGGUGAAGUUAUCAAGCAUGGAGAUGUUAAAUGCAUUCAAUUAGAAGGUAUGCCAAGAUAUAAGAAUCCCUUCGAAAAAGGCCGUCUCAUUGUCCAAUUCUGGGUGCAAUUUCCUAAAACUAUCGAUCCAGAACUUAUUCCACAACUGGAGAAUUGCCUUCCACCUCGUGAAGAAAUCAUGAUUCCAGACACUGCUGAGGAAUGUAUGCUUGAAGAUUUCGAUCCAGAGACUGAGGCCAGGAAGAGAAUACAUAAAAAUGCCUAUGAUGAAGAUGAAGAGAUGCACGGUCCAGGACAGAGAGUACAAUGUGCAACCAACUAAAUAUUUGUAUUAAUAUUUAACAAUGUUAGUAUUAGUCUUCUAAAUAUUUAAUUGAGAUAAUUAAUACAAUAAGUGCGACUUGAUCUUUCUAGUUUUUAGAAGUAGAUGGCACUGGAAGAAGUAAAGGAAUAUAGGGAUGUAUAUAAUUGUAUUUGGACUUUUUUUUUCUUUAUGCUUCUUCUUAUUUAUAGAUUUUUUUAAGGUCUUUUUUUGAGCUUUACAUGUUAUAUUAAAUUUAUUCAUAUUGAUAAUCAGAAUAUAAUAAAUGUAAUCUUAUUGUCUUUUGGU